Molecule: messenger RNA, 1134 nt
Organism: Penicillium cosmopolitanum
Lineage: Eukaryota; Fungi; Ascomycota; Eurotiomycetes; Eurotiales; Aspergillaceae
Product: FAD-dependent oxidoreductase
Exons: 5
Coding region: 1-1134 (377 amino acids)
Molecular function (GO): FAD binding
Source: RefSeq, a predicted model, not a curated record
AUGGAAACAAAGAUUCAGAGCUCUAGCUCUAUUGCUAUUGUCGGCGGCGGCCCAGUUGGACUGUACACAGCCUUGAUUUUGGGUCAAGCUGGUAUCGAAGUAUUUGUUUUUGAACGCAGCACGGGUAUUCUCCGGUAUCCGAAGGCAGCUGGCUACUUUCCGGUCGUUUUGGAUGACUUCAAGCAAACUGGGAUUUAUGAUGAUGUCUAUGAUGCUGGCCUGAAAAGUACUGGAUUGAGUUGGCGGAAGCCUAGAGGUGAUCUCCUUGCACGCAUUGAAUUUCCGCCACCGACAGUUGGCAUUCAAUUGGAACAAUAUGACUUUGCUGAAAUCUUGUUGAAGCACUUGUCCAAAUGUCCUAAUGUUACUGUCGUUUUUGGAGCGACGGUCAUCCACAUUGAAAACUCUCCAGAUCUGGUAAUUACUACGUUCAAACGUGCACAUGAUGAAGGCUUGUAUAAACAUGAGUCCAAAUACAUGGUCGGUGCGGACGGGGAAGAAGUACGCUCCCAUCAUAUGGCACCCUUUGAAGCAGCCAAUUUUAUCGUGGAUCCUGAGCUAUGGGGAGUUGUGAUCAAGUUAGAUAACGAUAACUGGCGGAUUACUUUCCCAGCUCGAAAUGUCGGAGGUAUAUUCGAGGAUUGGACCGAAGAGAAAAUGAUUCAACGAGCAAAAGAGAUCUUUCGUAAGCUUCUGAAAGGUCCCUUGGAGGAACUGAGGAUUACAGCAAUUGCUUCCUACAAGAUGCACCAGCUCUGUGCUACGAGAUUCGUGGAAGGGAAUGUCAUUCUUGCUGGGGACGCAGCACAUCUCACGAACCCCAUGGGUGGUUUAGGACUUACCACUGGAUUGCUUGACGCUGCGCUUCUAGGACGGAUCUUGAGGAGGGUACUUCUUCAAGGCCAGUCAAGUUCACAGUUACACAAUUACGCGGAGGAACGUCGCUCAGCAUUCCUAACACACACCAGCCCUAUGGCCAUUGCCAAUCUUGAGAGGUUAAUGGGCAGUAAUGAAGGUGCUGUGAAAGACAGAGACGAGCUAUUUGAACAGUUAAAUAUUGGGGAUACGGAUUGUAUUCGGAGGUUUGGCGAAGCCCAAUUGAAGUUAUCAUCUACGCUAGGAGUUCCUCUCUAG